Erigeron canadensis is the source of this 1620-nucleotide messenger RNA. Its product is annotated as choline monooxygenase, chloroplastic. The record is from RefSeq and is a predicted model, not a curated record. The transcript has 10 exons. The coding region runs from base 74 to 1387 and encodes 437 amino acids. Gene Ontology annotation, molecular function: 2 iron, 2 sulfur cluster binding; iron ion binding. Lineage: Eukaryota; Viridiplantae; Streptophyta; Magnoliopsida; Asterales; Asteraceae.
AAAUAUAGUAAAGUAUACGCAUGUCACAUUUUGUAAAUGUGAUGGAGCAAAGCCAUAGUAAUUUCCAAUCAUCAUGACAAUAACGAAGAUGAUGAUGAUGAUGAACCCUAUCAAUCUUAAAUUCUCUAACCUUAAAAAUCUAGGAAAUCUAUAUCCAAAUUCAUGCACACAUCAUCAAAAACAACAAAACACAAAAUCAUCAAAUUCAUUGCUCAUAACAAAAUCCCAUGAAGAAACCAAUAAUCACACUUCACUCCAAACAUCACAAGAAUUAUCAUCAGCUAAAUCACUUGUCCAUGAAUUCAACCCCAAUAUCCCAAUUCAAGAAGCCUUGACCCCACCAAGUUCUUGGUACACAUCCCCUUCUUUUCUCUCCCUUGAAUUCAAUCAAGUCUUCUUCAAAGGAUGGCAGGCUGUUGGAUGUACAGAACAAGUUAAGGAGGCUAAUACUUUCUUUACUGGAAGAUUAGGAAAUGUAGAAUAUGUGGUGUGUCGAGAUGAAAAAGGCGAGUUACGUGCAUUUCAUAAUGUAUGUCGCCAUCAUGCAUCCUUGCUUGCCUUUGGAAGUGGAAAAGGAUCUUGUUUCGUAUGCCCUUAUCAUGGAUGGACAUACGGAUAUGAUGGAUCACUUUUGAAGGCAACCAGAAUAACAGGGAUAAAGAACUUCAAUGUUAAAGAAUUCGGGCUUGUUCCAUUGAGGGUAGCCAUUUGGGGGCCAUUUAUCCUGCUAGAUUUAGAAAGAGAGGCGUUUCCUCAACAACAAGCUGGCGAUGCAGUGGGGAUGGAGUGGCUUGGCAGCACUUCACAAAUACUAUGUACCAAUGGGGUCGAUACUUCUUUAAGCUAUCUUUGCAGACGUGAAUACACUAUCGAGUGUAAUUGGAAGGUGUUUUGUGACAAUUACUUGGAUGGUGGGUAUCAUGUACCUUUUGCUCAUAAAGAUCUUGCAUCAGGUCUUAAACUCGACUCGUAUUACACAAGGGUAUAUGAGAAAGUAAGCAUACAAGGAUGUGAUGGGGGUGAAAGUCAGGGUCAGGAAGAAUUAAAUAGGCUUGGGUCAAAAUCUAUAUAUGCUUUCAUUUAUCCAAACUUCAUGGUGAAUAGGUAUGGACCUUGGAUGGACACAAAUCUAGUACUUCCGUUGGGACCCCGGCGAUGUAAAGUGAUUUUUGAUUAUUUUCUUGAUGCUUCUCUAAAGGAUGACGAGGCUUUUGUGUCUAAGAGUUUACAAGACAGCGAGCGGGUUCAGAUGGAAGAUAUCAUGUUGUGUGAAUCAGUUCAGAAAGGGUUGGAAUCACCGGCCUAUGGAAGCGGUCGAUAUGCUCCUAUGGUCGAGAAGGCUAUGCAUCAUUUCCAUUGUAUACUACAUCAAGAUCUCAUCAAGUGAUUUCAUGUGUCAUGGCACUCAGGAAGGUGAAGCAUCCGUUACCAAUUUCAUUUAGAUGCUCUGCCAUGCUCACAAUACAAGGUGCGGUCUGCUAAAAAUGCGAAUUUCUUAUGUAGUUCAUGUAGAAUACAAUACAUGCUAGAGAAUUACUACACUUAUAAACAGAUUGUCACAACGACAUGUCGACAUGUGAGAUAUUCAAAUGAAUAAUUGAAUAGUCAACUAAUUGACAA